This is a messenger RNA of Scleropages formosus (Asian bonytongue), 1683 nucleotides long. It is a transcript of the gene nrl, whose product is annotated as neural retina leucine zipper. Gene Ontology annotation, biological process: regulation of transcription by RNA polymerase II. Gene Ontology annotation, molecular function: DNA-binding transcription factor activity, RNA polymerase II-specific; RNA polymerase II cis-regulatory region sequence-specific DNA binding. Gene Ontology annotation, cellular component: nucleus. The transcript has 4 exons. NCBI's taxonomy places the organism in Eukaryota, Metazoa, Chordata, Actinopteri, Osteoglossiformes, Osteoglossidae. The record is from RefSeq and is a predicted model, not a curated record. Bases 1 to 1230 code for a protein of 409 amino acids.
AUGUCCUCACCCUCUCUGCCCCUGCCCUCCCUGCCCCCCAGCCCCUUGGCCAUGGAGUACCUCAACGAUUUCGAUCUUCUCAAGUUUGAAGUGAAGGCGGACACCUCUCCCGAUACAGCAUCCUGCCCUCACGCCGAAGCUUUGCCCCAUGACCCCUCCAGUCCCUAUCCGAAUCACCCGCCCCAGGACUCUUGCAUCAGUUCUAGCCCCUACGACUCUCUUCCCCCUUCCCCAACGCUGAGUGACACCCACCCCCCUCCCUCGUCCUCCUCAUGUCUCUCCCUGUCUUCGCUGUCCUCCUCCUCGUCCUCCCUGUCCUUCCCCCUUCCUGUCCCAGGUGGGCACCCCUAUAACCUGUCUCAUGGCUCCAACCCGGGCACCAACCCUGCCUCCCUGGAGGACUUGAUAUGGCUCGCAGCGCUGCAGCAGCAGUUUGGGCCCGAUGCCGUGGGACCUGUGUCGGUGCUGGGGGCCCUUGGUGGGGGGGGCGAGAGAGGAGAGAGGGAGAGGGGCCCCACCGGGGGGUUUCUGGGCUGCGAGGAUGCUGUGGAGGCCCUGCUCAACUCAGCAGCUGUAGCAGUCAGCUCACAGUUUCCAGCGCUCAGCCAGAGUUGUGGCAGCAGCCAGCAGGACUCCAGCAGUGACAGCGGAGGUGACAUCUCCACCUCAAAGGCGACAGAUGCAUGUCAACGCCCACUCAUCGUCCUGUCCUCCGGCCCGGCUUCCCUACCCGGCGUCCCUCCCUCUGUGCCCUACCCCCAGCCUCCUAGCCCAGAGGGGCGACCCCAUCACCCCCAUCACCACCAUCUACACCCACAUCACCCUCAUCACGUUCAUCAUCACCAUCAUCUCCAUCACCAGAUGGCCCAGUGCGCAGUGGAGGAGCGGUUCACGGACGAGCAGCUGGUCAGCUUGUCGGUGCGGGAGCUGAACCGCCACCUUCGCGGGGUCAGCAAGGAUGAGGUGGUGCGGCUGAAGCAGAAGCGGCGAACGCUCAAGAACCGCGGAUACGCCCAGUCCUGUCGCUACAAGCGCCUGCAGCACCGGCACGCGCUCGAGUCGGAGAAGCAUGUCCUCACGCAACAGCUGGAGCAGCUCCAAUGUGAACUCUCCAGGGUGCUCAGCGAGAGAGACGCCUACAAGACUCGUUACGAGAAGCUUAUCAACAAGAAGGACACUCCGCCCACCCGCGGCAGCAGCCCUCCCUCUCCCCCGGACUACUUCCUCUGAAGGCCGCCGACAGAGAGCGAGAGACAGACGCGGGACGAGCGCUGGAACCAGCAGAUCGCCAAACGGCCGACUGCCAGGAGGGCGCGAGCGGGACGGCGCUUCCGAAACGAGCCGCUUCAAAUCAGGGUGACCAUCGUGACUGUUGAGUAGAGCCAAAGCAUAGGAGACACGUGCAAAGAGCGAAAUCGUAGAGAUGCUAAUUAAAUACCACUGUGAAACAUAGCGGCGCUUCCUCACAUCUCGGCGAUUCCGCGUAGCCACGUCCCACGCUGGUGAAAUCGGGGUGUUAAUGUCUUUUCGAGAACAGCGUAAGCCGAGCGUAACUGCGAUUGCGGCUGUAGCGUCCUACAUCUAAAAAGUAAUUUAUGUGGGGGGGGGGGGAAGAAGGAAAGAUAUGCAAGAAAACGGAAAUAGCCUGAGCUUGAGUAAAUUGCGCAGUUUUGACACGUGGCA